Messenger RNA from Thunnus maccoyii (southern bluefin tuna), 2551 nucleotides. It is a transcript of the gene cldn10d, whose product is annotated as claudin 10d. Gene Ontology annotation, molecular function: structural molecule activity. The transcript is spliced from 5 exons. Gene Ontology annotation, cellular component: bicellular tight junction; plasma membrane. NCBI's taxonomy places the organism in Eukaryota, Metazoa, Chordata, Actinopteri, Scombriformes, Scombridae. The record is from RefSeq and is a predicted model, not a curated record. Bases 194 to 964 code for a protein of 256 amino acids. Gene Ontology annotation, biological process: cell adhesion; bicellular tight junction assembly.
CAAAACUGUCUAAAAGAUAAGAUGAGAAACAAGCCAAACAUCCACACUGCUGGUCUGACACCCACACAUCAGCAAUGACAUAGUGGCAGAGCUCAGUCCAGUUUUCCACAGUGAGGGUUAAAGUUUGGACAUCAAUUUUAAGACCUUGUUAGUCAUUUUUUUGCUUGUUUUUGGUUGAGGAACGAAACUCACCAUGAAGUACAGGACGGUGGUGAUGUACAUGGAGAUCGGCUGCUUCGUGUCCUGCUUGUGUGGCUGGAUCCUGGUGUGUUCCACUCUUCCCACAGAGUACUGGACUUUCUCUGAGGUGGGCAGCAUCGUGCUGACCACCUCCAACUACUACUCCAACCUGUGGAGGGACUGCAUCUCAGACACCACGGGGGUGUCCGACUGCAAGGAUUACCCCUCCAUGUUGGCUUUGCCUGCGUUUCUACACGCCUGCAGAGCACUGGCUGUCUGCGCCGUCAUCACUGGCUUCUUCGGAGGCGUCCUCACACUCAUAGGGAUGAAAUGCACUAAGAUAGGCGGAUCAGAUCUUGCCAAUUCAAGGGUGACGUUUGCAGGCGGUAUAACCUACCUGGUUUCAGGAUUCUGUGGUAUGAUCACCUACUCAUGGUGGGCCAACAAAGUUGUUACAGAAUUUUUGGAUCCACAUUUCAGGGCACAGAAAUUUGAAAUCGGAGCUGCGGUUUUCGUUGGUUGGGGAGGCUCCAUCCUUCUAAUCUGUGGAGGAACUGUGCUGACUUACUUCUCUGGAAAAGAAGGCCUACCAUCAAGUUCUUCGCAAAGACCACGAAGACCAGCCACUUACGCCACCGCCCGCACCAGACGGACCUACAUGCUACCGGCCUCAUCUUCCAGAGUGACUCUGGUGCCACCGCUGUUCUAUGAAGGCAGGAAGAGCAGAACAACCAGAACACCAACGAGAACUCCUCGGACCUUCAACAGGGACGACUUCGUCUGAGUCAAAGAAGGGCUGAGACAAAGAAAAGACUAUACUAUGCAGGAUUUUACUAAAAAACUAUGUACAGCGACUCUGCCCUCUACCUGUAUUUUCUUAUUAUUUUGCUGUGUUCGGGACACUUCUAGCAUCAACCUUUGGGCAAUGGGUGUGUAGCCCCCAGACAAUAACAGUGCACAGAGUGUGAGGUCGGGACUUGAACCAAGUUUGUUUAGUUGUGUUGUUUCAUUGUGUCCUGCAUUUAUACUUUCCUCUUUGGAAUAUACUCUUUGUUUUUCCUUGUACAUGUUUUUUAAUUAGUUUUUUUGUAAAAUAUUUUUUAAGAGUGUAUAUUGAGCUUUCAGAGACUUAUGUAUUUAGUGAUAGACAAAAUUAAUCCAGCUUUAGGUUUCCUUUCAAACAGGCCCUCCCUUCAUUUCCUUUCAAAUUUCUUUGUGGCUCCAUCAACACAUUUGUCUGUUAAGUCUCUGCUCGCCAGACGAUGGCGCUCAACAUCAGAGAAUCAAACAACCAUGUUGUCUUGAAUGAUUAGUAUCUAUAGUGAUCUAUACCUGACUGAUGAGUGGGCUGUUCAUUAUAUGAGGAAACUGGACACAAUCUCAGACACCUGACAUGAAGAAAAGUCUGGUGAAUAAAAGCAUACAGUACUGUAGAAAAAGUGUUUUUAUUUAGAAUUUAAUUUUUGAAGCUUAGUCUGAAGCCAGACUGGCUCAUGUGCACCUGAAUAUCUAAAUAAAUUAAAACAGAAUCUAUAUCAUUUACAUAGCAGUGCCCCAUGAGCACUGACAGCCCUCCUAUCACAGCCUGCCAGCCUUUCGCACAUGAGCCAAUGAUAUUUAAGAAGGACAAAGCUGCCAGUACAGCUGUCGCUCACCAUAAAAACCCAGUCGCUCAUAUUACAAAUCAGGUUCAUGGCCGACUGAGCCAGUGAGAAUGAGGCACUGCUGUAGAGGAUUUAAUGUCUGCUGUCUCACAGCAUGACAGAUGACAGUUACUAUUAAUUUAAUGACUCACACUUGUAGGUGGCAGAGCUAACAUGGACUAAAGGACAUUUUAAAGCCGGUGGUAAGCUACAGGAGAGAAUUAACAGCAGUUAUUGAAUACAAGGGGGACUGUGCAAGUUUAAAUCAUUAACUAAGGCAAGAGGGUCAAAGUAACUUCAGUGUAGAGCCUCAAAAGUGAGAAGAAAUUAGGUGACAUUACAGUGUUCACACAAAAAUCGUAACACAGCAAUGUAAAAGUGUUUUAAAGUUUAUUGUAGUAUCAGUUUAGUUUUACUACAUAGUUAGUUGAAUUACAUGUGUUUAUUUGUGGCAAGAGUCCCUGAACAGUAAAAUUUUACAGCAGGUUCAAAUAAUACAAUGUGUAAGCUUUACUACACCCGUUUGUGUGGAAAAUAAAUAUUUUUCCAAGCAGGAUGAUCAGGCUCAUCAUCAAUUUUGCGCCAGAAAAAUGCCACUGGAGGGCAGAACCAAAAUAUGUCAGUUAAUGACUAUGCUGUUAUAAAAUCUGCAUAUUGACAACUGUUCCAAGUGUAUCCUGUAUAUUUAGUAUUUGUUUUGUUGCUAGUAUUCUGUAUAGUAAUUCUUG